Solea solea (common sole) is the source of this 5119-nucleotide messenger RNA. RefSeq names its product ras homolog family member F (gene rhof). NCBI's taxonomy places the organism in Eukaryota, Metazoa, Chordata, Actinopteri, Pleuronectiformes, Soleidae. The transcript has 5 exons. The record is from RefSeq and is a predicted model, not a curated record. Gene Ontology annotation, biological process: small GTPase-mediated signal transduction; cell migration. Gene Ontology annotation, molecular function: GTPase activity; GTP binding. The coding region runs from base 3558 to 4193 and encodes 211 amino acids.
AGAGAGGGAGAUUAUCUCGGGCUGUGAGGACGUUUCUUGUUGAUACUGAGCGAUUAAACAGCACAUAUGCGUAUUUAUUCUCGCCAAGGGUGUGUUUUACUUCAGAAAAAAAACUAAUAAUGAGAAUUCAUAGGAGGGGGGGGGUGCUUUUUAAGGAAGGAAACGUCGGUAAGGGCUUUCAGGCUUGCCGGGUUGCUGUGUUGACUCGCCCUGGCAACGGCAGUAAUCCGAGAGCUCUGGACGGUUGCCAUGGGAGCCGGAGCGCGCGGCACCUUCCCCCAAACUGCCAUAUAAGGUCAUCAGGAAUCCUCUGCACCAGCUGCCGCAGACGCCCUGUAGAUGUGUAUCUGGGUGAAACUAAUCAGUGUGGCUGCUUCAGGCUGCUACGCCAUCCCCUCUCCCCCUGUCUCCGUGUCCAGGCUUAAAAAAAACCGACGGAUCACCGUUUUCCGACUGCUUUGAAAUGCUGAAGGCCAGAUAAAACAAACACACGAGAUGUUUUUCGACCAUUUGCUCGGGGGAAGGAGCUGGAAUGGGGCGGUGUGUGGUGGUGGUGGUGGGGAUCUCCACAACAUGGUGCCUUUUACGCGCUGUGUUGCGUUGUGUUUGUGUGUGAGCGUGUGCACAGUGCGUGCCAGGACACAGAAGGUCGUUGUAGUCGUUUUUGUUUGGUGAGGCCUGUUGGUCCUGUUCUUCUUUCCCAGCUCCGGUUUGCCUAAUGUGCAAAUUCCUCCAUUUGCAGGUCACGAGGCUGUAAACACCGCUCCUCCUGCUCCUCCCCCACUCCCUCGCUCUCCCCCUCUCUCAAUCCUUCCUUAUUAGAUCACCACUUUACGUACGCUUAUUCAGUUCAGUGGCGAUCACAUUUUGUUUGUGUUGCAAAGGUGAACAUGUGAUAUCAGGUGUGUGUGUGUGUGUGGGGGGGCGCUCUGUGUGAAUCCGAUAAUAGUGAUAUUUAUAGAGCUUUGUUAGAGGAAAAAGAGGGGGGGGAGAGAAAAGGAAGAACUCCUCCCCGGUGGGUUGCGCCUUUCAGCUUUGCGCGCUGCUGACAGUCUGGAAUAUUCCACACUGAAGAUUGGCCUCUUCUCUCUGGACAGCUGUCUCUCUGAAGGGCGAAUGACUAACUACUUUUUUUGACAAUUGUUCUUGUUUAUCCACUUACUGAGCAUGGGGCUUUUACGUGUGUGGACAUUUUGUACACCCUAAAGGACAAUUUAAUAACCUUCAUAGAGAUAUUCAUAUUUCAGGCUGCCAGUUUCACCUUGUGAGUCAAAAAAGCACUCAUUUUUUUUUUUACUAUUAUACAGGGUUUUUCCAUAGCUAUAUAAUGUGCAAUACCCUACGUUUAAAGGAGGUGUGUAGAUGUUUCUGGAGGCAGAAAAACAGUCAGUGCAGUUUCUCUCUUUCUCUCUCUCUCUCUCUCCCUUUCUCCCUUUCUCUCUGUCUUUGUAUGAGCAGGCUUUUAUUCUGAUGGAUUGUUCCCUGAAUCAAUCUUCAGCUCUUUGAAGCUUUUUGAAUUGCUUAUUCCAGGACUCUUCAAAAUGGUGGUACUGUAUUUAUUAUAAUUGAAGCUAAUUGUUUUUUUUCCCCCCUCUCAUCUUUGUAGCUCUCUGUUUGCAUGUUAGUGUAAUGGUUUGUGUUUUUAGUUUGUUUUCUUAUUCACUGGGCAUCCCUAUGUUUUGUAUGUGUUUUUCAAGGUGUUUAAAUAAAUAGAUUACAUGCCAAUUUCCUUUUGUUUUGUUGUGGAAACUGAAGCAGAUUGUGGUUCUAAUUUCAUGGUGAAUGUACUAACUUUUUAAAUGAUUGUAGGCCUUAUAGGUUUAAAACAGUAACCCAACCUGUCUUGCACCACUGGAAACCACUCUUAACAUUGACAGUGAGACAAUGUUGUCCUGCCUUGUCUCGGCAUGUUGUCCUGCAACAUGCCGAGACAAGGUGAUAGGAUCAUCUGGUUGUACAAGUGCAAGUGUUUUCAGGAAUAGUUACUUGUGUGUUUGCUUAAAAUAGGCAAAAGGCAGAGACAACAUCUCCUCUUAAAGAGACAGCUUUCUCCAAAAAAUGUAUACACUCCCACCCCAUCACCAAUAACUGCAUCCAUCCUUAACCAAACAAGUCAAAUGUAACCUCCAAAAAUAGUUAAUAGUGUGUUAGAAUUUACUCAUAUGCAUAAUGAGAGAUGAUGAUCCAUUAGAGAAGAAUCCAUUCUUACAUCCACACUCAUCUGCUCUCUCCUGACACCCAUGGUGACCUACAGACUUGUUCAAAAUGUCAUUUUAUUGCAUGGAUAUCAUUCGAUACAGUUACUGUCAAGACAACGCAGUGUUGAAUGUGAAUCUUUGAAGUUAUUUGUCACUACCUCACCUUCGUCUCCCAUCAGCGUCCCAUUUGAAAAAAAGAAUGUGUUGCAGUGUAAAUAAGAGACACCGUGCAAUUUCUCACAAUGUUCUCUCCAACUCAGUCUCUUUAAGUCAUUUUGAUUGGAUACAUUACACCCUGGGAUGUGUGUGUGUGUGUGUGUGUGUGUGUGUGAGAGAGAGAGAGAGAGAGAGAGCAGUUUGUCCUGACGCCCAACUUGUGAUGUCACUGCUUUGACGCAUGACAUCGUCCUUGUACAGUAACGACGCCUAAAAAUGAUCACAUGGAUAAAAAAACAGAACAGCAACAGAUAAACAUUAAUCAGGAGAAGUGUACCAGUGCCUAAUCUGAUAACUCUAUGCUCGGAUACUGUUUCCAAUGCGAUGAAUUUAAUCAGUUUAAAUCCUAUAAUUAAAUUUGUUCUGUUCUAUUAUUUAGUGGAUUCCACUCAAAAGGAGUUUUUUCCCAUGAAAAUGCAAUGAAAUAACCACAUUUGGCCAAAGUGGCAUGUGCUUGGUACACAGUAGAAUAUUAGAAGGAUAUGAAAGGAGCUUCAUCUGAGAGGAAGAGGAGGGGCUGAUUGUUUUACCUGUGCUUGUGUCUGAGAGAAGAUCCCACCAGUCACAAUGCUUUUGUAUCAAAAGCAGCAUUCAACUGACCAGACUUAACACUUAACAAUAAAGAGAUCAGAUUAAUGAUCUCGUCAGCCCAACUCGCUGACUCAUCCUUGGCAUUUCCAUUGUUUUUAUCAUGCACACCCCUGUGGAUGGAGGUAGAGCUUCACCUUGAGUAUCCACCCAUUCGAUGAAAAAAAAAAGAAAAGAAAAGAGAGAGAAGGCAUUCAUAGAGGAAGUAGCUUCAGCCACACUCAGAUAAUCCACAUGUGCAGUCUCGCUCGCUGCUGUUGCGGCUGCAGAUACUCAUACCCAGAGAUGCUGCUUCUCUAAGAAGACCGCCAACAGUGCAGGAGGAAAGCGUGCAGGGGGGGAAAGUGCUUCGAUGUGACAGGAACAGGAAGUGAUGAGCAGCUACCUGGUAAAACAUGAGACUCGUCUGUUCCUCUCUCAGCUCACUGCCUGAGACCUAUCUUAGCUUUUCCAAAUAUAGGGUUUCAACAUGUAUUUGACCUAAACUUGGGGGGGAAAAAACAAGUAUCAUCAGUCCUGUUCUGGCUGGCAUCUCUGUGACUGUUUGGAGGCAAAAUGACACAAAAUGGGGCCGUUGCUGGUACUGGUCCCCCAAAGAAGAAGGUAGAAGAACUCAAAAUUGUGAUUGUCGGUGAUGGAGGAUGCGGGAAAACAUCUCUCUUGAUGGUGUAUGCGAAAGGAGAUUUUCCAGAGAAAUAUGCACCAUCAGUGUUCGAAAAAUACUCCACCACAAUCUCUCUUGGAGGAAAAGAGAUACUCCUCAAGCUGUACGACACAGCUGGACAGGAGGACUACGACAGACUCCGGCCACUCUCUUACCAAGAGGCCAAUCUGGUCAUCGUCUGCUUUGAUGUGACCAACCCCACCAGCUAUGAGAACGUCAUGAUAAAGUGGUACCCAGAGGUGAAGCAUUUCUGUCAGGACAUACCGGUCAUCCUGAUUGGCUGCAAGACUGACCUCAGGAAGGACAGGGAGUGUACGAGGAAACUGAAGGCCUUGAAUCUGAGUCCCAUUACGUACGCACAGGCCGAGGAGACCCGGCAGCACAUGAAAGCAGAGCUCUACCUCGAGUGUUCGGCGAAGUAUCAGGAGAACGUGGAAGACAUUUUCAGAGAGGCCACCAAGAUGGCCCUGGCCUUCUGCCGGAAACAGAAGAUGUGUAGGAGGAAGAGGAAUUGUGUAGUUCUCUGAGGUCAAAGAUGAGCACCUAAGGCCGUCUAAAUUUGUAUUAAGAGAGUUUGGACGUUCAGGUAAUGUCCCAGGAUGUUUGGGCCUCACUGAAUCAUGACAGUGUUUUCCUUUUGCUGUCAAAUGAAAGGAGGACUAAUGAUGCAACAGGAAAAUCGGUUUUGCAAGACAUUGCAGAAUGGAGAUAUAGUGUUAUACACAACUUGAAACUCCUUGGGUGAAUGUAUUGUUUUUUUUUACUUUUCUAUGGGAAAAUGUUUUCUAAAUCUUGUUUUUCUUUUUUUUUAACAAAAGAUAAAACAUUACAUAUUUAUUAGAGGAGCCGAACAGUUCCCUCUUGUAAUGUCAACAUGGGUUUUCCUGUGGCUUUAACAGCCGCCGUUUAAAUGUCUGAUAAUAUGGUUUAAAAUCUGCUGGCAGAAAGCAAAUACACCGAGAUUCAGUAACAACGGCACUGUAGCUUGUUCGGGCUUGAGAAGAAGUAACAACAUGUUAACACCCUACAAGGUUAGAUCAUUUACAGUUAAACAAAUGAUAAAACUGUUUUGUCAACUGAAGCAGAGGGCUCUAAUCUUUACCAACAGUGCCCACUAGUGUUGUAAAAACCUGAAUGCAUCACUGUCAAAUAAAUUCAACGACCUCCGUGUCUCGGUGCACAAAAUACACAGAAAACGCUCAAAUAUUUGAAUUGCAUGUUCAGUUUUUUUUUGUUUUUUUUUAAUACUUUUUACAACAAUGUACAGAGAAUUUGUCAACCGUCUCUCAGGCACCAGUUACAAACUUGAAGAUGAAAGAUGUUUUAUGGCUACAUUAUCAACGAGAGAGGGGUGGGGGGGGUCUUAAAUGUGUUAUGUGCAUUCUGGCAGCGCUCACAUCAAAUGUAACAUCUGUGGUUUGUGACUCGUGCUUCAAUAAAUGUGAUACGUGAA